GACCUGAAAUUGUUUCAACGUGGAACCGGCCAGAGUUUGAUGGAUAGAGUUACACAAGCCAAAUAUAGUCUUGCCGGUUCCGGUUUGGGAAAAGUAGUCGCAAAAGCAACUACGGAGGAAAUCGGUGCACCGAAGAAAAAACACAUUGACUACCUUAUCAAUUGUAGUAAUGAGCCGAACGUUUCGAUUCCACUCUUGGCCGGUCUUCUAGUGGAGAGGACCCAAGAGAAAUCGUGGGUGAUCGUUUUUAAGGCACUUAUCACAACGCAUAACCUAAUGAACUUUGGAAAUGAAAAAUUCUCACAUUAUCUUGCUUCUAAUAACUGCCCACUCCAUUUGCCAAAUUUCAAUGACAAAACGAGUGCCCAGUCAUAUGAAAUGUCUUUGUUCAUUCGCCGGUAUUCUCAAUACAUAAGCGAAAAAACGGCUUCCUACAGGGCAAUGGCUUUUGACUUUUGUAAAGUCAAACGCGGUGGUCUGGAAAGGUCUUAUAAGACCUAUAGGUUAAAGGUUUCAGCCAAUAAAAGAUCCUCUUCAUUCAUCCUUCUCUUUAAGAAACAGUCAAUUUGCUGA
Echinostoma caproni is the source of this 573-nucleotide messenger RNA. Lineage: Eukaryota; Metazoa; Platyhelminthes; Trematoda; Plagiorchiida; Echinostomatidae. The record is from the annotation of a GenBank genome assembly.